This is a messenger RNA of Acanthoscelides obtectus, 618 nucleotides long. The record is from the annotation of a GenBank genome assembly. Lineage: Eukaryota; Metazoa; Arthropoda; Insecta; Coleoptera; Chrysomelidae.
AUGCUUUUAAACGCGCCGCAACAACACAAAAUGCUAUCAAUGGUUUCAAAGCGACGGGGAUUUAUUAACCCUGAUGUAUUUCCAAAAGAUGCAUUUAAAUCGGCAGAUGCCACAGAUAGAGCUCUCAAUGAAGACCGCCCAAUGACUCCGCAACCCCUACUACAACAGAAUAACCAACAAAUCAAUUACUCUCCACAACCAGGUCCCUCUAGCGCUAGAACACCAUCUCCUGUUAGAAACGCAGAGCCUACAGUCCCUAUUCUUAGUGAAAGUAAUAUUUACUACUCACCUAAAGAUAUUUUCUCAUUACCAAACGCAGGCGAAGCAAGAGCUCCAGAACGAAAAAUGAGAAAAGGAAAAACUAUGGUGCUCACUUCAAGCCCUAAUCAUAAAGAACUAAAAAAAGCAGCAAAUAAAACCCAAAUAUCUAAAGCAAAGAAAAAAAUGAUCAAAAAAGAUUUGAUGGCAGGGGAAAAAACAUUGACUGCGAAAGAAAGAAACAUAGAAGAAGUAACAUCUUCGGAUAGCUCACUUGAAGUGAAUUCUUCUUGCGAUUCGGACAAUAGCGAUAUAGAAUUUUCUCCUAAACCCAACGAAUUUAACAUAGAAGCUAUUUAA